Messenger RNA from Thermothelomyces thermophilus ATCC 42464, 1889 nucleotides. RefSeq lists its product as uncharacterized. Bases 366 to 1868 code for a protein of 500 amino acids. The transcript is spliced from 2 exons. The record is from RefSeq and is a predicted model, not a curated record. Lineage: Eukaryota; Fungi; Ascomycota; Sordariomycetes; Sordariales; Chaetomiaceae.
UUUUUUUUUAUUUCUAGUCAUCUCCGCUGUAUUUCUUGUGGCACUUGCUCCUCUUGUGUACUUCCUCCCCUCCCCCCCUUCUUGGUGUGGCCGUUCUCUGCUCAGCGGAACAUGGCUGACACGUGAAUUCGCCGUCACGAAAUGCACGGCGACCAGUCCGGCAGAGCGGCUUACCGCAAGAGGAAAGAGUUCGCGUCUCGUUCAUGCACGAGGUUCCAGGUGGCUUACGUCUCCUCGAUAGCUGACUGGUCGGUCGCGCGGGUGUAGCCAUCCGUUUGGGGAAUAUCUCGCAAUACAUUGCGAUGCUACAACUCCUUCAUGACAAAGAGAGGACUUGUGGAAAGACGUAUUAUAUGCCUCGACACAUGGCCACAUGUGCUCUCUGCUCCUCCUUCUCAAUGACGGUCCAGGACUUCGCAACCGUCCUUGUCUACCUUCUUUUGCAGUAUCUCGCCAUGAACCUGUUCGCUUACACUCUCAAGCCCGAAGAUCACGUAGAGCGCCGCCCCAAACCCAACCACCCCGUUUCCCAACCACCUCCUCCCGCCCGCCAGGACGAACCGCAACCCCCAAUAUCGACCGUCACCCGCGCCGCCUGCCUCCGCUACGCCCAGCGGCUCUACCCCGGAGCUACCAUCCUCGAGGCCGAGCCCCAAGGUCGCUGUUCCUACACUCUCUUCCUUCCUCCCGACGAUAGACACAGCGGCACCAUCCUCCAGUUCCGCCCGCCACGCCACCGGAUCGACCUCUGCAUUACUGCCGCGGCCGAAACCAUCUUCGGCAACCUCGUCCCGCACACCGAGUUCCACAGCGUUCUCACCCCGUGCCAGUGCCAGUGCCAGUACCGGUUCCGGGGGCCCCGCUCGUCUCAUUGUUCGCCCCCCUCCUCCUCCUCCUCCUCCUCCCCAUCAUCAUCAUUAUCAUCAUCUUCUUCUUCAUCUUCUUCUUCCCAUCCCCACCAGCACCGCAGCCGCAGCCGCAGCCGCAGCCACGAAGUUUCCAGGCCCAGUCACGGCCCCGGCGGCCGCUGUCCCCACAAGCACCAGGACGGCGCGAGCGGGACCGUGGUUCUCUACACCCACUCCCUCUUACCGGGCACCCCGCUCAGCACCCUCCUCACCCGGCAACAACAACAACGACGACGACGAGAAGGAGGAGGAGGAGCGCAGUCGCCAGGCCUCGAGCUCGUCGUCCGGGCGCUCGCCCGGCGGUACUUUGCCCCGUCCUACCGGCACGCCCUGGCGCCCGACUCGCCGCGCCUGCCGGCGGCCAAGCGGGCGGUCGGGUGGAGCCUGCGGCGGGCGGUGGCGCGGCUGGCGGGUGCUGCGGCGGACGGCCUGCCCGGCGCGGCGACGGCGGCGGCGGUGGCGGCGGUGACGGCGGUGGGGGGCUGGCUGGAGGAGGUGGAGCACGGGCUGCCGUGGGCGCUGACGCACGGCGAUCUGGUGGGCGGCGGCAACCUGCUUGUGUCGGCUGGAGGCGGUGGCGGCGGCGAUGACGAGGGAGAAAAGGAAGAAGCAGGGUACGAUGAGGACAAGGACGACGGGCAGGAGGCGCCGGAGCUGACACUAACAGGGCUGGUGGACUGGGCGGAGGGGGAGUGGUUGCCUUUUGGGGUCGGACUGUACGGGCUCGAGGAGGUGUUGGGGAGGACGGUGACGGAUGAGGAGACGGGGAGCAGGAGGUUUGAGUACUUCUCUGAUGCUGAGCGGUUGAGGGCGGCGUUCUGGGACGAGCUGGUCAGAGAGGUACCCGCCCUAGCGCCGGGCACUGAAUUGAGGGAGAGGGUGGAGAAGGCGAGGUUGUUGGGGCUGCUGUUGUGGUCCGUUACUCCGCGCCUGUUUCACUCGGAGGAGCGGCCGCGUUGACCUCUCGGCCUAGGUACGGUA